Molecule: messenger RNA, 1665 nt
Organism: Rhinolophus ferrumequinum (greater horseshoe bat)
Lineage: Eukaryota; Metazoa; Chordata; Mammalia; Chiroptera; Rhinolophidae
Gene: UCP1
Product: uncoupling protein 1
Exons: 6
Coding region: 254-1174 (306 amino acids)
Biological process (GO): mitochondrial transport; response to cold; adaptive thermogenesis
Cellular component (GO): mitochondrial membrane
Molecular function (GO): oxidative phosphorylation uncoupler activity
Source: RefSeq, a predicted model, not a curated record
GCAGAGAGCAAGGCGCUGCCACUUGGGCGCAGUGGGUGCUCCUGGUGCGAGGGUGGGGAGGGAGGCGCUGCCCGACUCAGCCCCCCUUCUGCGCUCUCCCUGGCCCCUCGGCCGGCGGACGGCUUCCCACAGGGCAGAGAGCUCCGCUUUGCUGCCCCUGCGGACAGGAGCAAAGGGGCAGGGAGAACGGUCACCCUCGGGCUGCAGCCCUUCUCCCCGGCGCCGGCGCCUCGGCUCCGCCACCUGAGUGACGAUGACGGGCCCGACAGCCUCGGAGGUGCCGCCGCCGACCAUGGCGGUCAAGAUUAUCUCAGCCGGAGUGGCGGCCUGUGUGGCGGAUGCCAUCACCUUCCCGCUGGACACAGCCAAAGUCAGGCUACAGAUCCAAGGUGAAUGCCCGACCUCCACCGCCCCUAAGUAUAAAGGCGUUCUGGGAACCAUCACCACUCUGGUGAAAACUGAAGGACCAGUGAAACUCUACAGCGGGCUGCCUGCCGGCUUCCAGAGACAGAUAAGCUCUGCCUCUCUUAGGAUUGGGCUCUAUGACACCGUCCAGGAGUACUUCACCACAGGGAAAGAAAGUAGCUUAGGAAACAAGAUCUCAGCUGGCCUAACGACUGGAUGUGUGGCAGUAUUCAUUGGGCAACCCACAGAGGUCGUGAAGGUCAGACUUCAAGCACAGAGCCAUCUAUAUGGUCCCAAACCUCGCUACACUGGGACUUACAACGCUUACAGAAUUAUAGCAACAACUGAAGGCUUGACAGGUCUUUGGAAAGGGACUACUCCCAAUCUGGCAAGAAAUGUCAUCAUCAAUUGUACAGAGCUAGUAACAUACGACCUAAUGAAGGAGGCCCUUGUGAAAAACCAAAUACUAGCAGACGAUGUGCCCUGCCAUGUCGUGUCGGCUGUUAUCGCUGGAUUUUGCACAACAGUUCUGUCCUCUCCAGUGGAUGUGGUGAAAACCAGAUUUGUUAAUUCUACACCAGGACAGUACCCAAGUGUGCCCAACUGCGCAAUGACAAUGUUCACCAAGGAAGGACCAUCGGCUUUCUUCAAGGGAUUAGUGCCUUCCUUCUUGAGACUCGGAUCCUGGAACGUCAUCAUGUUUGUGUGCUUUGAGCAGCUGAAACGAGAACUGAUGAAGUCGAGGCAGACCGUGGACUGUGCCACGUAAUCCUCUUCAGGAACAGGCUGUAACCUGCCGGUGGGAGUCUGUUCACUGGGAAAUGGAAAACAAAAAUCCAACAAAAAACCUAUCCACUUUAUUGCAGCCUAAAAAGACAAAGGAAUUCUGGUAGAGUAGAGAUUUUUGGACUUUUUUUCUUCAAAGGAAAACUAAUACCUGCUAUUUCUUGUGACUUUUAUUCUCAGUGUUUCAAGGAGGAGAAAGCAAGACAUUCAGGGCAAACUCUGGCAAAUGUCUAGAUAACUUACUGCAUUUGAUUGACCAUUUUGAGCAUGUGUUUGGUUGGGGGGGUGGUUUAUGAUUGAAUAUGAAAAACUUUAACAUGCCUUAAUUAUAAUUCAGACUGAUAGAAAAGGAAAACUGAGUGAAACGCACUUUAUACUUAAAAAUGAGUUCUCAAAGAAUACAUUACUGUUUUAUUUUUGUUUACUAACCCAAUUGCCACUUAAUAUAUUCAAUAAAGUGCUACUAAUACCUUU